AUGGUUGGUUCUUGCAAUGGAUUGAUCUGUUUGGCUGGUGAUUACUUUAUUCGUGAGUAUAAAGACCACUGGCUUCGAUUGUGGAACCCAGCCACUAGGACAACAUCCCCAAAAUUUGGGUGUGUUCGUGAAUUUCGCAAUCCACUAGAUAUUUUCGCCUAUGAUCACCGUUAUAAAUACAUAUUUGGUUGGGAUGAAUUUACUGACACUUACAAGGUAGUUGCCUCAGAAUUCAAGGAACCUGAAAUGAGAAGCAAUGCGAGAAUUCUGAGUUUGGCUGAUAAUGUUUGGAGAAAAAUUGAAAGUUUCUCAGUUGAACCCAUGGAUUCAGACUAUUCUUCUGAAAGCGAUUAUGUUGGUAUGUAUCUCAAAAGCACUAUUAAUUGGUUAGCUAUUCGUGAUAAACUUUGGUAUAUAGGUGAUGAUUAUAAGAAUAUUAAUGUUGAGCAAUUUGUUAUUGUUUCACUUGAUUUAACAACUGAAACAUGCAAUCAAUAUUUAUUACCUCGUGAUUUUGACGAGGUGCCUCCUGCACAGCCAACUGAAACAGAUUUUGUUAUAUGGAAGAUAGAAAAUUUCGGAGUUGAUGAUUCUUGGAUUCAAUUCCUUAAAAUUAGUUAUUACAGUCUUCAAAUUGAUUAUGACUAUAGUGACGAAUAUAUAAAGUAUCAUUUAAAUUUCGUUCCGCUGUUUCUGCCCAAGGAUGGUGAUACUUUGGUACUUGAUUGCAGUAGGUUAUUCAUUGAACAACUUCGAAUAUCUUAA
Molecule: messenger RNA, 765 nt
Organism: Vicia villosa (hairy vetch)
Lineage: Eukaryota; Viridiplantae; Streptophyta; Magnoliopsida; Fabales; Fabaceae
Exons: 2
Coding region: 1-765 (254 amino acids)
Source: RefSeq, a predicted model, not a curated record